Mugil cephalus (flathead mullet) is the source of this 7577-nucleotide messenger RNA. RefSeq lists its product as uncharacterized. The coding region runs from base 59 to 6985 and encodes 2308 amino acids. Gene Ontology annotation, molecular function: calcium ion binding. The record is from RefSeq and is a predicted model, not a curated record. NCBI's taxonomy places the organism in Eukaryota, Metazoa, Chordata, Actinopteri, Mugiliformes, Mugilidae. The transcript is spliced from 6 exons.
GUCAUCACUUCAUCACUGAGCUCCAACCUGAGCAGACGAGGCUUCAGUCUGUGGCACCAUGAGCACCAGGACUCUGAAGCUCUUCCUCCUCCUCCUCUUCCUCCUCCUCCUCCUCGGCCUCACUGAGCCGUUUGAGGUGAGGGAGGAUGAGUGGGAGGAGGUCGGCGCUGACAUCGCUGCUCUGCAUCGCCUCAGAGGACUCUCUGGUCACAUGGUUCAUGAACGGCUUCAGGACCAAUCACAGAACAGGAACCCGUCCAGACGUGGGGCCAGAGUCCAGAGAGACACUGGAAGGUUGGUCACGGACCAAAACCCAACGAUCUGGCAGGAAACUCUAAAAGAGUGCGACAGUUUCCCAACAUGUGUCGUUCAUAUGGAGCAGUAUCUUGACAACUUCUUAGCAGAUAUCGAUCAACAAAAGACACACGACUGGCUGCUGGGCGCUUCAGAGAUCUCUCACCGCUACAGUCAGAAACUUCUGGUCAUGGCCGACGAAGAAAAGUCAACGAAGGACCGAGUGCAGCAGGAAUACAGCAUGGAUCCACAUUACUCAGUGAUAGUCAGCAAAGACUGUCUCUACAAUGAAUCCUGUGUGGCAGCAGCAGACAGCUCCACUCUGGUGAAAAUAUUUGGACGUGUUUCAGAAGACAGACAAACUGUGUCUGGUCUUUCUGGCUCAUCGCUUGCAGCGAUGAUACUGAGGCCUUCGCUCGAAGCAGCACCGGUUUUCUCCCUGGAUGGAAACACAACCACAGAUUUCCAACAUAGCUUCAUCCGGGUUUUUAUGACCCGUGGGCUCCAGUCAGUCUUAGAAACCAGCCAGGAGAAUCUCCAGAUUUACCAGGUGAUGGAUCAACCUGACUCUGUGUCUAGAUACCAAAUUUCACAAAGACCUGUUGACCACACCACACAGUAUGACCACCAGCAGAUCCUCAUGUUGGAAGAUGAUCCAGUGGUCAGAAAGGCAGCAGCUUAUCUUUAUGAGAAGCAUCCAGCAGUAAGUUCUGUCUAUGUUCUUGAUGAAAACCAAAGACCUAAACUGAUUCACGGCGACCCUGUGCCUCUAUCAGAGGACAGUAGACUGGUCCUGGUCGGCCAUGGGGCAAAUGACAAAGGAGAGAUGAAAGUAUCAGGGUACAACCACGAAGACCUCUCCAGAAUCAUUGGACGUACCUCCAGGGUCGGCAACAAAAUCAAAACAACGAGCAUAGUGGGUUGUGAGGUCGGAUCAGAGAAACAGUUUGUCCAAAGCUUGACGAGGGAGAUCCAUGAGACGGCCGGCAUCGAGACGGAGCUGCACCUGAGGAGCUCUGUGAUCCAGGUCAGACACACCGGAGAGAAAAUCACCUUAGACAUCUCCCCAGAUGGGAAACAAUGGCGACAUAAAGAUGACAGCAAGAAAGUAGUGGCCAUCUUUGACAAGAACGGAAACGUUGUUAUUAGAAAUGAACCGGGCAGUAAAGGAGAAGCAGUUUUUACCAAUGAAAGAAACUUUCUGACUAAUAACAACAACAACAAAAACAGACACCCAAAAAACAAACCCAAAGUCGAACCAAAGAAUUAUAUUGAUGAAGAUGUUUUUGAGUUUGUUGGUAAAAGAAACAUUAAAAGAAUAAAACAUUCCAGUAAUGAAGUCCAAGCUCUGACUCACGGACUGUUUACCCCCAACAAUCAACUUCCAGAGAAAGUCGAGGUCAACGACCCAAAGGAUUUUGUGAUAGGACAGAAAGAUGGUGACAAAAUAAAAUGGAUACAAGAUGAGCACACAGUAAAAAAAACCCUCAAUGAUUGUUAUGAGAUUAAAUCAGGAAAAGAUAUUCGAAAUAUCAUUCGACACUAUGCUAAUGCUAAAGAAAAUAAGUUCACCUAUCUGAUGGUAAAUGACUGGAUUUAUGUUGUUGAUCCUAAAAGUCUGUAUGUGUAUCCAGUUGGAAAAAGAACAAACAAGGGUAACAUUGAAGAAGUGAAGAAAUGUAUCACUGAUCAGAUCGGGAAACACAGCUAUCCAGAUAUACAAGAAAACAUGCUGAAGAACCGUAAUGCAAAAGAAAGCUAUGCUCAGUAUGUGAGAAAAACUUUUCUUGGAGAGCGUCCAUCUACCUCGUCACUUUCCACUGAAUCCUGGUACACGACAUAUUUCACUGCAUCAGUUAUAGCUGAAUCUGCAAGAAAUCACCGCACGUUUCCUCUGAUUCUUAUGGCUGUGGAUAUGAUUGGAAGCAAAGAUAGUGAUAUCCGUAAAAAAGGACAAUAUUUUUUAUUUGAUGGGCAUCCAAUGGCAAGAGGUGGAAGCUGGAUUGAUCCAAACAAACGGGGAUUCAGUGGCUCAGCAACACCAGAAGGUUCAAGUAAAUUAAAAAACUCUCGUAAUACUGAGGAAGAAUUAAUGGAAGACCUUCAAAGUCUCUUAAAGCGUGAAUCUGAUAUAUUCACAACGUGGGAGAAAACUGUUGCUAAGGAUAAAGUAUUUGAUCAGCUAGCUAACAUAGCAAAUGAAUACAAAGUUCUUGACGACACAUCAAAGAAUGAGUUCAUAGUAAAAGCUAAGGAUUAUCACAAUACUGUAACGUCAUCUGGAGAACUGGGAGGAUACAAGGACGGCAACGUAAAAACCCGAGACUUGAUUUCAGCCUCAGAACUAGAGAAUUCCUUCAAACACGAAUCCUACUACUCCAGAGCAUCUGCAUCAGUCACUAACGAGGUCCAGGUUCAACUCAAAGCAAAAUACGGUGAAAAUGUGGCAGGACUUCACAUUCAGGAGGGAACCGCCAGGAUAGAAAACGGAGAGUUUGUAUGUCGACUUGUGUCCAAGGAAGCUGAAGUCAGGUCCGUUGAGUUUAGGGCUCCACUGUCUCCAGAGAGUCAACACUACAAUGACAAGAUGUUGAGGAACAUUGAGACAGCACUUCAUGACAUGGAGAUGCACAGUUCAGCGUCUCCCCACCAAGUCAACAAGUAUGUAGAACGUGUUGGAACAGCAGUGGGGGUGGUGGGUCUCAUGCUGGGAAUGAAGGGAGCUGUUGAUGCCUUUGAACAUGGAGACAUCGAACAUGGUGUGAUGGGGACUUUGCAGUCAGCUCAUGGAGUGGCUUCUAUGAUAUCGCCUGUUAUUGCUCGACAAGCUUUGUCCUCAGAGACAAGGAUCAGCAAAGCUGUUGCAGGAAUCAUGAGAAGUCCUGCAAUGAAGGGCAUGACAGCUAUACCAAUAGUGGGAAUCGGAUUUGGGAUUUACAAUUUAGAGCAAGAUUUGAAGAGAGGUGACACACUGGGAUAUAUCGAUGCUACCUUAGACGGCAUAAUGCUGACUUUAGAUAUUGUUGAACUUGAGAUGCCUAGACUGGCACCUGCCAUUGCACGUAUAAAUCUGGCUCUCUCAGCUGUACGUAUGGUCAUUGAUGAUAUUUAUACAGACAUCCAGCAUGAACUGAGCAGACUCCCAGAGGAUGCUAGAGUUUUAGACAAAGUGUGGGCUGUGUUUAAAGACUUCGGUAAAGGGAUCCUACACUUUGCAAUUCAUGUGGCAAGUUUUUUUUACAACUGGCAUUAUGAUGAAAUUGAGGAGGGACGAAGGUUCGUUGAAGAGAUCUCAGACUAUAGCAAAUAUUACAAUGUUACAAAGGUUCAAAAUGGAACGACUACUAUUGAUUUUGGAGGUGGUUCCUCCUCUUGGAACGGAGGAGGUAUUCACUUCUGCCUUGCUGACCAGGGUCUGUCUAAGUUCUGCAUGGACUCUUUUGUUUCUAGUGAUGAAGAACUCCACUCCAUGUGCUGGGAUAUUGAUGCUCAAGGAAGCAAAGACAUCAUUCUCGGUCUGGGAGAGUCACAUGGACUAGAGUACAAGACACUGCAGAAGAAAGUCCUUCUGUUCAUACCCGUUGGCUCUGUUAACGUGGUGUCAGGUUAUAGAAAUAUUUUAAAUUCAAGAUAUGGGAUAUACAAGGGAAACAAAGAGUCGAAUCGAUUUUUUGCAGCUCAGAAAGCAGAGGAUAAACAUGUGAAGGAAGUCAUGUUGGAUUACUACUACACCCUUUAUGGGGAACCGGGUGAUGACUUAUUUUUUCUCGGGCCACAGAAAAGUUAUGUUGAAGGCUCUGGUGGAAGAGACACUUACAUCAUUCCUGAGCACGGAGGAAAAACCAUCAUUAACAACUAUGAUCCCUGCAAAGCAUUGGACACUCUUAGUUUCAGUGUCGACUACAGUCACAUUUCUGUGGAUAAAUCUGGAGCUGAUGUUGUGUUAAGAUACGAGGACACUCAUACUGUGAUAAUACAGAACUGGUUUGAGGGUGAACUGUACCGUCAUAUGAACCUGAUGUCAGGAGACGGGGUCUUGUUUGAGGUUUCCUCCACGGUGGUGUCUUCUGUUCAGCUGGUGGCCAGAGGAAUUAACAAGAUGAUGAAGCCUCAUGGUGAAACUGUGGACACAUCAAAGCCACUUCUGCGUACAGUCACAAACAUCUUUGGAUCUCAGUACGACGACGUACUCAUUGGAAAUGGAGAGAACAAUCUGAUAGAUGGGGGAGGAGGGCGGGAUGAUUUAAGAGGUGGUGAAGGAGAGGACAUAUACAUGGUUAAAGGCAGAAAGCAGUCUGCAGUGCGGAUUAAUAAUUACUCCACAGACAACAAAAUAGACAUGGUCAUGAUAGAAGCUAAUCUUCAUGCAUUCACAGUUGAGGUCAUGAAUGAUGAUGUUCAUCUGAAAGCGUCCAGAGACAAUAUCCAUGUGAUUUUAGUGCAAUGGUUCAGAUCAUCAGCACAUAGACAUUUACUUGUUGUCACAAAGGAUCUGAUCACCUUCACAAUCUCCGAUAAGAGGUCUGACUGCACAUCAAGGCUCAAUAAAUGCAUACAAAGUCACAUGAUUGACUACAGCAGCUCCCAGGCUCGUCUGGUGGUGGACCUCCAGGAGGACGAGGCGUUAGACAGCGUGACGGAGGUCCGCGGGUCGCAGUUGGAUGAUGUCAUCAAAGGAAACAAAGAGCGAAACGUCAUCGUCCCAGGAAGAGGAGAUGAUUUCAUUGAGGGCAGAGGAGGAGAGGACUGGUUCAUUAUCACUCCAGGGCAAGGGGAAAAAACCAUCAACAACCAAUCCCCAGAUCGAGCCAUGGACGUUCUCUUCCUGAGAGAACAAUAUCAGUAUAUACGCUGUAUUUGUGAACGGUCGAGCAUCAUUAUUUUGGUCAACGGUAGCAGAGGAGUUAUUUUACAGAACUGGUUUAUAUCAAAGGAUUAUCAGCACCUGCAGAUCAAGACCAGUGAUGGAAUAACAGCUGGACUGGCAUCAAACACCAGCAGCUGUGGUCGAUCUUUAAUGAAACCAUUGACUAUUGAUUAUAGAAACCAGGAACCUCAACUACUAGAAGAACACAUCCAGAAACGGUCACUCAGAGAACUAGAAAGGUCACGGUGUUACUGGUACAGGACCAGACACUCAAGAGAAAUACCGUUCUGUGGCGUCAAAGGGAAAGUGAUGAAGUGGAAUGAUCCCGAUUCGGUGAAAGACAUGUAUGGAUCCUCAGGUUUGGACAUCAUGGUUGGGAACAACAACAACAAUUUGCUGGAUCCAUACACCGGGGGUGCAGUGAUGUCUGGAGGCGAAGGAAAAGACACUUAUAUAAUCAAACAUGGAUACGGAAAGAAGUUAACUAUUGACAACUUUGCGGUAGAUCAGAACAUUGAUACUGUGCUGGUUGACAUGGAUUUCCUUCAUGGAAGUCAAGUUAAACUGGACUCGUUCGGAUCAGAAGAUCUGAGAGUAACUAUCCUGACAAAGGAGGAAGAAUUAAGACUCGACCUGCUUGACUACAAAAAAGACGUCCAACAUCAGCACCUAGAGUUUGAGAGCUCUGACGGGGUGCGUUUUAAACUGAGAGCUGUAAAUUCUUCUGAAGAUGCUCCUUUCUUUCAGAUUGAAGCUUUCAAAGUGACUCUGAGACAGUUUCAGGUGGACUGCCGUUUGGACUUCAGCUCUCAGAAAAAUCUGUCCAAGGUCCAUACGGUGCAAGGCUGUCCCUCCCAGUCCAACGACAUAUGGGGCAACGAUCAAGACAACGCUCUGAUUGGUGGGUGGAAGGAUGACGCCUUGGAUGGAGGUGAUGGAGACGACACACUGAUUGGAGGAAAAGGAGCUGACAUCCUCGUUGGUGGGACGGGAGAUGACACUCUGUAUGGCGAGGAGGGAAAUGACACUCUGAUGGGCAACUCUGGACGGGACGUCUUCAUUCCUGGACCAGGGGCUGAUCUAGUGGACGGAGGUCCCGGCAGAGACACUGUCCUGUAUCGUGGUGAUCACCAGAAGGGGACAGGGGUUUAUGUUAACCUUCUGACCGGACAAUGCCGCUACGCUGAUGCUGAGGGGGACGUGUUGAAGGACGUGGAAACUGUGAUUGGCACCAUCUAUUCAGACGUUUUGGUUUCUGGACACGAGAGUUCUCUUCUCAAAGGUUCAGAUGGAAACGACACCCUGGUGUCCACUGGUGGAGAUUACCUGGUUGGAGGGGAUGGAAGUGACAUUUACAUGUUGGCUUUCAACCACGGCUCAGUCACAAUUGACAACUGUGCAAAGGACAACGAUACAGAUGUCUUAUACUUGAGCUCAAAUUCAACACCGAUGUUUGACUGCCAGGUCUUAGACGACAGGGUUCUUCUGACUUUCACUGGACAUGAUCAGAGUAGAGUAAAAGUUGGACUGAAAGGCUGGAUCAGUGAUGAUGGUGAAUGUGGUCAUCUGGUGCUGGUGUUCAGAGACGUAGAGGCGUCGGUGGACAGGCUGCUCCAGGAGUGUCAACGUAGACCGAAGGAAGAAUUUAGGUCACUGAUCAUAAGCUGGGGAAUCUGCAUCAGUGUUGUCCUCUUCCACUCUAUUUUUGUUUUACUAAUGUGUCAGAAUGUCAUCAGACGCAUCCGACUAAAAAAGACACAGGACGAGUCUCAAACAAACGUUAAUGCAGAGUCUGUUUCCAUGACGGCUGAAACGUCAGAGUAAUGACUAAUAUCGCUGUAAUCCUUUCAAAGAAAUGUUUCCAGUAGUGUUUUGUUUUACUUUGCUCAUAUAGUGAAAGUAUUCAGGUCAUCACAUGGAUAAUAUUGUUUUCUAAUGUUGCUUUGCUAGUAUUACCAUGUAUUAAUCAACAAUCUACAUCAUGUACUCAAGUAUCAUAACAAGACAUAGCUCAGGACUGAGGGAACAACAUAGACUCUGUUCUUCUAGUUAUUGCCUGUCCCUGUCCAGUCUGUUGGGAUAUACUAUGCUUUCAUUGGUUUGAUUAUUUUCUUUGCAUGCUUUGUCACAUUGAAACAUAUAUCUUGUUAAUCAGGAUGCUCUUUGAUGAGAGCAAUUACCUUAUCUGAGAAUAGUGGAGAUUUCCGUAAACUUGAUAUUAUGAUGGAUGCCUGAAGUUCGUUGUCCCAUGAUAAAAAAUAUCCACACGCCUUGCGUAUAAAAGCUGGGAUACCAUCAAGAAAGAAAUAUUGAAGCGCUGUAUUUUGAGCACUGUAUAGUUAGCAUUGAAGUCAAAACCUGGAACAGUUUUUGUUUGUGGAUUGAAUUCCUUCAAAUAAACUGCAUCUAGUGAAUA